UGCAGACAUAUGACCUGGGCACAAGCCCAAUAAACCACAGAUAUAAAACCUCUUUACCUAGGGUUUGUUUUACCAGUCAAAACAAUUCAUCAUUUUCUGCUCUCGAAAAAGCUUUGGAGGCCGCAACAAUGGUGAAGGGGAGGCAAGGCGAGCGCGUCAGACUAUAUGUCCGUGGUACAAUCCUCGGAUACAAAAGGUCGAAGUCGAAUCAGUACCCAAACACGUCGCUGAUACAGAUUGAGGGGGUGAACACGCAGGAGGAGGUGUCGUGGUACCUCGGGAAGCGAAUGGCGUACAUUUACAAGGCGAAGGUGAAGAAGAAUGGGUCCCACUACCGCUGCAUAUGGGGGAAGGUCACGCGCCCACACGGCAACAGCGGCGUGGUUCGAGCCAAGUUCAAGUCCAAUCUGCCCCCAAAAUCCAUGGGAGAUAGACCGCCGCCGGAGGACCGCAUCGUCUCAACACCAGGGACGACUGGAAUAGGGGGAAACCAAGGCAAGGCCAUCGCCACAGACUUACCGCAAGGUUGCCCGCAGCCACCGUCGGAACACGACCGCCGAUGUAGUCCGCCUUUCCUCGCCCGCUCUGGAGCUCAUCUACUCGAGCGGAGACCACUACAGGGACGGAUAAGUAACGGCCCACUGCUGCCGCUCCACCGAACCUUGGGCGAGCCGGAAGGUUGUUGCUUCAAAUCUCCAAGAAUUUCGAACAAUCGCCAUGUGGGCACUUCGAAGAGCUUCGCUUCAGCUCAAGGUGCUCUAUGGCUUCUUUCUUUUCAGGAAUCGAGGAUUAAGUUCCAGAACCAUCCGGAUUUCAUGUGCAAAGCCAGAGAUAGAAAGAUUUUACUCGGAAAAUCACAUUCUCCAUACCCUUCCAUGAAAGUUCGCGCUUUUUGCUCGGGGACCGAGGCCAAGAGCAAGGACCAAGAAGAUGACUCGGAAGAAGAUGCCUUUUCCGAACUCGAGAGCCCUGCUCAGAAAGGACCUUCUUUGGAAGAAAAUGAUGAUGAAUCGUUGUCCGAGUCAGACUUCUUAGAAGGCGAAACCAUCGAUGAUGAUGAUGUGGCGAACGAGCUAGAGAUAAUUGAAUCAGAGACCAAUGCCACUGGGAAGACAAAAUCGAGCCGGAAGAUUUUUAAUUCGACAAUGGCUGAGGCUAUAAUGGCAUCCCCCACUUUGCGCUUUAGCGAGGCUGCGGAGAAAUGGAUUAAAGAAGGAAAUGAGGUGACCCAAGACCAAAUAUCGUUAACCAUCGGCUGCUUCCGUAAGCGCCGAAUGUUCAACACAGCCUUGCAGUUUUCCGAGUGGCUAGAGUCCACGGGCCGCUUCAUCCCUAGCGCGAAGAAUUACGCAUCCCGUCUCGACCUAAUCGCCAAAGCGCGUGGCGUUCACAAGGCAGAAGAGUACAUCCAAUACGUGCCCGACUCGUACAGGGGCGAAAUCGUCUUUUCCACCCUCCUCGCCAACUUUGUCUCCGCCCGCGACGUGAACAAGUCCGAAGAUCUCUUCUGCAAGAUGAAAAAUCUAUUCCCCCUCACGCCCUUCCCCUGCAACCUUCUCCUCCUCCUCUACCAAAGAGUCGACAAGAACAAAAUCUCCCGAGUCCUCACAAUAAUGGAAAACGAAAACGUGAAGCCCAACCAUUUCACUUACCACAUACUCAUCGACACCAAGGGCCAGCUGGGCGACAUCCCUGGCAUGGAGCAAGUGGUCGAGACGAUGAAAAAAUCAUCUUGUGGGCCAAAUUUCAAGACCCAGCUGACUUUAGCCCGCCACUACGCAUCGAACAGGCUCCUCGACAAAUCGGAGGCUAUACUGAAAAAAAUCGAGGGGGGCAAUCUCGUAAAAAACCGCUGGACUGUGAAGUUUCUACUCCCGGUUUAUGGGCUUCUCGGGAAAGCGGAUGAGGUCCGGAGGCUCUGGCGGGCCUGCGGGCCCGAAAGCCCGAGUUUCAACGAGUGUUUAGCGGCAAUCGAUGCCUUUGGGCGAGUCGGGCUCGUCGAGGAGGCCGAGGGGGCUUUUCGUAAAUUGGAGGGGGGAAUGAAAAAGCCCUCCUUGAAGCAUUUUAUCGCGUUGUUAAAAGUUUACACGAACCAUAAAAUGGUGGAGAAGGGAAAAGAUUUAGUCGAGAGGAUGGCAGAGAGUAAGUGCUAUGUUGGGCCCCACACUUGGGAUGCGCUCGUGAGACUUUACGUGGAGUCAGGUGAGGUCGAGAGGGCCGACUCGAUUUUGGAGAAGGCCGGCGGGUUGAAGAAUAAGAAGCAGAAGAAGCCAUUGAUGGGAUCCUACCUGGCGGUUCUGGACGUGUAUGCUGGCAGGGGUGACGUGGCGAAUGCGGAAAAGAUUUUUAGGUGGAUGAAGCAGGCUGGGUACCCGGCUGCAGUGAAGCCGUAUAAGUCGCUUUUGUACGCGUAUAUAAAUGGGAAAGUACCGGCUUAUGGGUUUCAAGAGAGAUUGAAGGGGGACAAUGUGGUCCCGAGUAAUGCGUUGAGCAGUCUUGUGGCGCGGUCCGACGUGUUGUGGAAGUCGACGUUUGCCGAGCUUUAGGAUUAAGGAAGAGAA
Molecule: messenger RNA, 2561 nt
Organism: Striga asiatica
Lineage: Eukaryota; Viridiplantae; Streptophyta; Magnoliopsida; Lamiales; Orobanchaceae
Source: the annotation of a GenBank genome assembly